GGCAGGUGUCACGUCUCUUGGUUUUCAUCUGAGUGCUAAUUUGCGGUCACAGUCUCUUUUGACCUCAACGAUACCAUUCGUUCUCCGACGUGUACACAGUCCCACCCUUCUCCUUGUUUGCUUCACUAUUAUUGUAUUUAUUUUGCAAGGAUGGACGGCGUCGCUCUCUUCGCCCCGCUGCUCCAACUAAAUCCGCCGGUGCUCGUACGAACCAACGGAGACGCCGGCGUGAUUGAUGUGGCUGCACUUCGGCGUGCCGGCGGUGGCAGCACAAGUAACGGCGGCGGCGGUGCCUGCACCAGCACCAGCAGCCGCACUUCCCCUGCGCCGACCCGCAAAGCCUCCACGGCCACCUCGAACAGCCGAUCCACCGCCGUCGCAUCCCUCGCCGCACGCAAGCUGCACGAGGCCAAGUCUACCGCACGCCAAGUCUCCCGCACCGGCGACGUGCCACCACGCGCACACACGACGGAGAUGCCGGGACGGCGAAAAGAGUCGAUGGGCACGCAGCAAAAAGCGGCACACGCCGUAAACGGUGGACCGCGGGCGGCGGACCGCUCGUCUUGCGGAGCCACCGGCUCUGCUCCGCCUUCACCCACCGCCGCUGCGGGACGCGGCGUGGCCGCCCAGCCGCCGCCGACCGCCGGCUUGACUCCCUUCACCAACGAGGAGGAUCCAUCUACGCCGGCAGUCACGGCGGUGGCUGCGGCAGCCGCCUCGCCGGGUGACCAAAACCUACUCUUCAACCUGCCGUACCUCAUGCGACACAUACAAGACACCGGUGCCCUCCUUGACACGUUGUUUCCCCUGCAGCUCCCGCAGAGGUUGGCAAAUGACGGCAGCGGCAGCGGCAACGAGGAGGAAGCAGCGGCGACGGAGAUGGUGUCAGUGCAAACGGUGUCGGCCGCGCCGGCGUCACGCGAAGCCGUGAUAGCGCUGCACGCCACGCUGCGGGCGCGUCUCGAAGCCCGUCGCGCGCGUCCCACCGGCUUGUGCGGGAUUCGUCGCUCCGUCUACGCCGAUCUAUUCUCCGAGUUGGUGCGCCAAGUCACGAUUGAAGAGCCGGCGCGUGGGCUGCUGCUCGCGCGGGUGCGAGAAAACGAGGAGCACGCCCUGCAGGUCCACGCCGCCCUCCUCCGCGAAAGCGAAAACUUUGUCGCCGGCAAGCUGCUUCAGGAGACGCAGAGCGUGACGGCGCUGAUGAAGCGCCUGUCGGAGUUGCGUGAGGAGAAGAAGCAGUUGGAGGUGCGAAAGCACGAUUUGCACGAUGAGCGUCAGAAGCUGGAGCAACUCUUUGAUGAGCAGCGGCAGAUUCGGAAGGUGCAGCAGCAAGACGAACUAAACUACCUGCGCCGCGCGAAUCAGCAGCUGAGUCUCAGACUGAAGAUGGAGACGGAGCGCGCCUCAGUGGGAGACGGUAAUGGAGGCGCUGAAGAGAGCGCUGUUGUGGCGAGCUCAAGCGCCCUCGUCGCCGCUUCGUAG
Leptomonas pyrrhocoris is the source of this 1482-nucleotide messenger RNA. RefSeq names its product putative 33 kDa inner dynein arm light chain axonemal. The coding region runs from base 151 to 1482 and encodes 443 amino acids. The transcript has a single exon. The record is from RefSeq and is a predicted model, not a curated record. Gene Ontology annotation, molecular function: dynein heavy chain binding. Gene Ontology annotation, cellular component: axoneme. Lineage: Eukaryota; Euglenozoa; Kinetoplastea; Trypanosomatida; Trypanosomatidae.